UUUCCCAUAAUACCCCUCUUCCCAAAUAUAUCCCCCUAAUUGCUACUUGUCCUUCACGUUUUUCUCUUGUUGCUAUUGAAACGCUAUUGCUUUUGAAAACUCCCUUUGUUCCGCUUGGCUCUCUCUGGUGCGCUUGGCUCUCUUUAUUGCGCUCGGCCUCUUUCGCUCUCUCAGUGCUCGGCCCCUCUCACCGUCUCAGGUUUGCUUCCCGCCUAUGGAACUCCAAGUUUUGCUAGGGUUUUAUAUUUGGGGUUUGCUUCUCCUGUGAAAUUGUCUAUUUGGGGAAACGCCGAACUGCGAGGAUUUCGAUCAAAUCUAGGCCCCAUGCUUGUCCGCCGUUAACAGAUCAACGGCUGAAUUUUGGUUUUCUUUUUCUUUUCGUGUUUCCACGAUUUUCUUAGUGUUUAAUGGGUUGAUCGGAAUUUAGGGAAAAAUGACUCAACGAUUAAAUUCAGGGUAUCCUUUUAUGGGGUAUUCUAGAUAUUUAAGGUUUACUCUGUUUGAUCGGACUUUGGGACUUCUCUGCUUGAUCGGAGUUUCGAAAUUUUCCAUGAAAGGGUUUGAUUGGAGUUUUGGAAUUCUGGAAAUUUUCAGCGAAAGGCUUUCAUCAGAAAUUGGGGAAAUUAAACCCUAAAUCUUCAAAUGGAUCAGUGAUUGAAUUUAGGGUUUUUUUCUUGGGUUCUCGGGAUUUUAGAGGUUUAGUCAGUUUGAUUGGACUUUGGAAAUCUGAGAAUAUUUUCAGAUCAGGAAUUUGUUUAAGCUCGGGAAAUGAAACCCUAAGUCGUGAAAUUCUGAAGGAUAUUGGGUAUAAUUUCUUCAGUAUCCUUAGUGUUAGUCCAAUUUGGUGAAUGCGGAUUUGAUGGGUUUUAAUGAACUUAAGGCCGCUGAUUGAUUUUGAUCUUCUGCCAAGGACAUCUAUGUGAAUCAGUUUGUUUCAGCAGGCUGCUGAUUGUUUUGGAUCUUCUGCCAAGGAAGAGACAUAUUUGUUUUGUUUUUAAUCGCACCUAUGUGGAUCAGUUUGUUCAUUCUUUCGUUUCAUGUAUUUUUGUUUCAUAGAUGGAGUUCGAGACAGCAAGAAAGCCCUCUGUUUUCAAUCGCCUGGGAAGAGAACCUGCAGAGAUUUCGCACAACAAAUCUGUUUGCAUCUUCUGGCGUAAGGGUAAAUGCCUCAGGAACCCAUGUAGGUUCCUUCACUGUGAAAUACCAGUCUUAUGUACAAAGAAAGGGUCCUCCACGGAGUCAUUUAAUCAGCAGGAUCUCCCUACAAAUAACUCCAAUUAUAUUAGGGCCAAGAACACAUUGGUUUUGAAAAGGUCCUCAGAAACUACUUUCGAAAAGUCCCGAGAAGAUGCUGGUUCUAAAGACUGCAAAAAGGAAACUUCUAAGAACUUAGCUUUGAAGAAUGAGGGGAGUGGUUCCAAAAGUACAGAAGAUGUUCCUAAGAAAUCUAAAGAGGUUAGUAAGCAAAAUGUUUGUGAAUCCUGGGCACAUGGCAACUGCAUAGAUGGCGAUAAGUGUCAGUCUCUGCAUUCCUGGUUUCAUGUGGAUGGGUUAACGAUCUUGGCUCAGCUUCAAGGCCACACAAAGGCUGUCACAGGGAUCGCACUUCCUGAAAAAAACAGCAAGCUAUUCACAAGCAGUAGUGACAGAACAGUUCGGAUUUGGGACUGCAAUACAGGACAGUGUGCUCAUGUCAUUGAACUUGGUGCUGAUAUUGGAUUGAUCAUUAGUAAAGGUGUUUGUGUGUUCAUUGGCAUGCCAAAUAUUGUGAAGGUAUGGAACAUUGAGUCAAGUGCCGAAUACAAUCUCAAUGGACCGAUUGGCCAAGUCUACGCCAUGGAAAUAACUGAUGAUAUGCUUUUUGCCGGAGGCCAGGAUGGUGUUAUUUUAGCGUGGAAGAUCAGUAAUGAAACUAAUCCCCCUUGGCAACCCGUCGCAUCUCUUAAAGGACACUCAUGCGAUGUAUUAUCUUUAACUGUUGGAGUUAACCGAUUGUAUUCAGGUUCCAAGGACCGUACAAUAAGGGUUUGGGAUCUUAAAACUUUAGAGUGUGUUAUGGCACUGGAUGGUCAUGCUGAUAAUGUGACGUCUCUUAUUUGGUGGGACCAAUAUUUGUUAUCUGGUUCUUUGGACUGCACAAUAAAGGUUUGGGCUAUGCAUGAAGGGGGUAACAUGGAAGUAAUUCAUACACACAAUGAAGAGCACGGUGUUGUUGCAUUAUGCGGGAUAGCUGGUGGAAAUGGUGAACCAACCUUGUAUUGCUCUUGUAAUAACAAUUCUGUCCGAUUGUAUGAAUUGCCAUCAUUCGAUAAGAGGGGCAGUCUUUUUGCAAAACAAGAAGUUAAAGCAAUUCAAAGCAGUCCAAAUGGAAUGGGACUCUUUUUUACUGGGGAUCAGACUGGUUUGAUAACAGUGUGGAAGUGGUCAGCAGAAUCCAAGGCAUGAUGCAGAGUAGUGCUUUGUUUUUUAGGACAGGCAUUGCGUCGAAGUUUGGUGGAGUACUUUCGUACCACAUUUUUCUUUUCACCCGGUAUUGUAUCUCUAUCUAUACAUUGGGGACAAUGUAUCGAUUAAGUUUGGGGGUAUGAAAAACAUUAUGUUAUCCUGUUUCAUGUUAUUACAAGAAUUGGGUUAAACUUAACUGUGAUUUAGAUUUCAUUGGCAAGCUUAAAAUUUUGAACACAUGAUCAUUUCAUUAGGGAAUCUAAGUCUGGGCACUCACCUUUGACACAUGAGAAUUCACAUGUUUCACUUUGAAUCUGCACAAUCACAUUAAUGCACAAUUUAUGAGGUGUGACAUGAGAAACCAAUUGCCUAUUUUCAAUAUCUUGGAAUAAAGUGGGUGACUUGUUGGAGAAAUUACCUUGGUAUGAGAAUAAUAAUAAUAAAUAAAUAAAUAAAAUAUUGAAUUUUUCACUGAGUAACUGGACCUCUUGCCUCAUUAAGCAUCGAGUGUUCACGUCAAAAUGUGUAAAAUUUGAAUUGCAUUGCAUUUCUCACUGAGUAACUGGACCUCUUGCCUCAUUAAGCAUUGAGUGUUCACGUCAGAAGGUGUAAAAUUUGAAUUGCAUUGAAUUUCUCACUGAGUAACUGGACCUCUUGCCUCAUUAAGCAUUGAGUGUUCACGUCAAAAUGUGUGAAAUUUGGUUUGCUUAAUAAAAUGGCUUAGUUUAGCUUCGUAGCCUCUUUGACUCGAGUUAGUAAGUCUUUAGGGUGUUUUACACCUAGUGUCCUAAAACCAUCUGGUUUGGGAGUCAUUGGCCUAACACUCGAUACAUGGGUCAAUUAGAAAGCUUAAGGGAGUUAAGCAUUGACAGCCUGAUAAAAAGAAACAAAAAAAAAAAAAAGAAUAA
This is a messenger RNA of Alnus glutinosa, 3353 nucleotides long. RefSeq names its product zinc finger CCCH domain-containing protein 48-like. NCBI's taxonomy places the organism in Eukaryota, Viridiplantae, Streptophyta, Magnoliopsida, Fagales, Betulaceae. Bases 1057 to 2445 code for a protein of 462 amino acids. Gene Ontology annotation, molecular function: protein binding; metal ion binding. The record is from RefSeq and is a predicted model, not a curated record. The transcript has 7 exons.